This is a messenger RNA of Cercocebus atys (sooty mangabey), 2075 nucleotides long. It is a transcript of the gene SNTG2, whose product is annotated as syntrophin, gamma 2. NCBI's taxonomy places the organism in Eukaryota, Metazoa, Chordata, Mammalia, Primates, Cercopithecidae. The record is from RefSeq and is a predicted model, not a curated record. Gene Ontology annotation, cellular component: dystrophin-associated glycoprotein complex; intracellular anatomical structure. The transcript is spliced from 17 exons. Gene Ontology annotation, molecular function: structural molecule activity; protein binding. Bases 126 to 1694 code for a protein of 522 amino acids.
GGGUGUAGCCUGAGCUGGAGCCGGAGCCGGCCGAGGGGCGCGGACGCCAGGCUCCUGGCUCCAGGGCGGGGUCCUGGCGUUGAGCUCGGCCGGCCCGGAGCGCGGACCCAGCCGCAGGGGUAGCGAUGAGCACCGAGGGACCCCCGCCCCCGGCCGCCCCCCGCGGACGUCCGGGCUGCCUGCUGGUGCCUGCGCGGACGAAAACCGCUGUUGCUCUGUUGUACGAUGAAGAGUCCGAAAAUGCCUAUGACGUCCGGCUGAAGCUGACGAAAGAGGUGCUGACAAUUCAGAAGCAAGACGUCGUCUGUGUGGGCGGAAGCCACCAGGGCAGGAAUCACAGAACUGUUACACUUCGCAGACAGGCAGUUAGCGGCUUGGGCCUGAGUAUAAAGGGAGGUUCUGAGCACAACGUCCCCGUCGUCAUAUCAAAAAUAUUCAAAGACCAAGCAGCGGACCAGACAGGGAUGUUGUUCGUAGGCGAUGCUGUUCUCCAGGUUAAUGGCAUAAAUGUAGAAAAUGCAACUCAUGAAGAAGUGGUGCAUCUUCUGAGAAAUGCUGGCAAUGAAGUUACCAUCACCGUUGAGUAUCUCAGGGAAGCGCCGGCGUUUCUGAAGCUCCCGUUAGGGUCCCCAGGGCCAUCCAGCGACCACAGCAGUGGGGCCUCCUCUCCCCUCUUUGACAGCGGUUUGCAUCUGAACGGAAACUCCAGUAACACAGCUCCAUCGUCACCUUCCUCGCCCAUAGCUAAGGACCCGAGGUAUGAGAAGCGCUGGCUGGACACCUUGUCCGUGCCUCUGUCCAUGGCUCGCAUCUCAAGGUACAAAGCCGGAGCGGAAAAAUUAAGGUGGAACGCGUUCGAGGUGCUCGCCCUGGACGGAGUCAGCUCUGGGGUCCUCCGGUUUUACACCGCCCAGGAUGGCGCCGACUGGCUGCGGGCGGUCUCAGCCAACAUCAGGGAGCUGACCCUUCAGAACAUGAAGAUGGCGAACAAAUGCUGUUCUCCUUCCGACCAGGUGGUGCAUAUGGGGUGGGUAAAUGAGAAACUCCAAGGAGCUGACUCCUCUCAAACCUUCAGACCCAAGUUCCUAGCGCUGAAGGGCCCGUCCUUCUACGUUUUCAGCACUCCUCCGGUGAGCACAUUCGACUGGGUGCGAGCAGAAAGGACCUACCACCUCUGUGAGGUGCUGUUUAAAGUUCACAAGAUUUUUACUGUGAGGACCAGAGCCUCUCAUUGCUGCAGCAGUCAUGCGCCGCCACCGGGAAGAGCCAUGUUUCUCAACGUGGAGCUUCGGCAGCGAGCUGGCCGUGUGGGAGAAGUCCUUCAAAGAGCCACGUUCAUGGAAGUUCAGAGAACCGGGUCCAGAACAUACAUGUGCAGCUGGCAAGGAGAGAUGCUGUGUUUCACGGUGGAUUUCGCGAUGGGAUUUACCUGUUUUGAGAGUAAGACAAAGAAUGUGCUCUGGAGAUUUAAAUUCUCUCAGCUUAAGGGAUCUUCAGAUGAUGGGAAAACUCGAGUAAAGCUGCUGUUUCAGAAUCUGGACACCAAACAGAUUGAGACGAAGGAACUCGAGUUCCAGGACCUGACGGCUGUCCUGCACUGCAUCCACUCCUUCAUAGCAGCCAAGGUGGCCUCCGUGGACCCCGGCUUCAUGGACAGUCAGAGUCUGGCCACCAAAUACAUGUACAGCAGCUAAGGGUUGUUUCUGUUGAGUGCUGAAAAAUUAAAUUAUUUUCGUAAGAAAUGAUUCUUUCCUGCAUAAUAUUGCAACUUUGUGUUGUUUUAUAAUGAGCCUAUAGUUGUGAUACCAAUAAAACAUGUCACUAGUUUCCAAAGAUGGGUCCUCCUUGUUAAAUCUGACAUGGGGGAUGCCUGGUCCCCUCUUCCCACGAGUCUCCCCUCAACGAGGAGCCCCAGCAUCCCCCACACAAGUCUGUGGCUCAAACUCCAGUCCACCUGAUGCGGUUCACGCCCCUAGCCCGCAUCCCAGCAGCAUGAGAACCGUGUGGGCAUGGCACACGCCACUUCCCAAGUUGGCAAAACCCAGAUUUAUUUUCAUAAAAUAUGUCGUCACAAA